CAGCAGAAAUGUUUUUGCUGAACAUGCAGAAAGCUGUUCUAGACCUGGAGCAGUGUUCGAUUGAACGAUGCGCGGCGGGCGUAGUGAUGGUGGUGGUGGUGGUAGUUCGCCGUGUCUUCUGCCGUAUUCCAUCAGGCAAGCCCAUUUGUGAUCUACAUUGUCGGGAUCUAGCCGGCGAGCGAAUGCGCAGCAGUGUUUGGCUUUCGUAGAAAAUGGCUCCCUUUUUUGUGUGGACGAAAUUCGAUUCUUUGUGCGUUCAGGCGCGCUCGCGCACACACAUACACAGCGCAUGUUUGAGCACGUUCUGUUGCCGGACGUUGCCGGCAUUGAAGUGGUGGUGCUGUUUGUGGAGUUUGGGCACGCUGUUUUAUUUUUCUUAUCAGAAUUUUCCCAAUCCUUGGCGGGUGCUGUUGCAGGCGGACAACAUUGAAGCUGUGCGAGGCCUUUUGGGCUUGGGGAGAACAAUUACGAGUGUAGCAUCCGAACAGAAUGGACCAACCCAAUCGUGGACGCGGUCGCGGAACACGUGGCGGACCCGGCGGCAGCGGUGCGCAGCCGAACUGGAAGCAGGGCGGUGGUCCCUCCCGCCCGCCGUACGUUUCCGACCGCCCCCAGGAAGCAGCAGGCACUAGCGGAAAUGGUGGCCACGGUAACGGCAAUGGCAACGGCAACGGCAACGGAAAUGGAAAUGGAGAUCCAUCCACUAGAUCGGUCGUACCGGUGGCACAGCGCGGCGGCGGCAACGGUGGCGGAGCAGGGGCCGGCGAUGGGCCGUCGGGGCGGGGUGCGAUGCGCGGAUCGCGCUACGUGCCGGAGGUGGUCGUGACCCGGCUGCCGAACGCACCGUCCAAGCAAGGCACGCUCGGCACGAAGCUGCUGCUCAAGACGAACUACUUCCGGCUGACGCGCAAGGAGGACAGCGUCAUCUUCCAGUACCGCAUCGACUUCGAUCCGGUGGUGGAGGAUCAGCGGGUGGUGCAUGCGCUGCUCCGCACCCAGGGCCCGCUGUUCGGGCCGUACAUCUUCGACGGCACGAUGCUGUUCCUGUACAACAAGCUGCGGCAGGACGAGGUCGAGCUGCAGGUGAAGGACCCGCGCACCGACCUGCUGUACAAGCUGCGCAUACGGCGCGUUGGCACGGUCGACAUGACGUCGGAGAAGGCGUUCCUCAUACUGAACCUGAUGCACCGGCAGGCGAUGGGCAGCCUGAAGCUGCUGCCGAUCAAUCGGUACUACUUCGACCCGCUGGCCAAGAUUUCCAUCCCCCAGUACGGGCUGGAGCUGUUCCCCGGGUACGUGACGUCGAUCCGGCAGCACGAGAAGGACGUGCUGCUGUGCGUGGAGAUCACGCACCGGGUGAUGCGCACGGACACGGUGUACAAGACGCUGCAGAACAUGCAGCGGCAGCCGGGCGCGUUCCGGGAGAACUUCGUCAAGAUGGUCGUCGGCUCGCAGGUGAUGUGCACGUACAACCAGAAGUCGUACAAGGUGACGGACGUCGACUUCAACACCACGCCGUCGUCGUCGUUCACCAGCCGGGAGGGCGAAAACAUCACCUUCAUGGAGUACUACCGCAAGGCGUACAACAUUACGAUCCGCGACCCGAAGCAGCCGAUGCUGGUGUCGACGCCGAGCCAGCGCAUGCUGCGGUCGGGCGCGAGCGGCCCGAUCCUGCUCGUGCCGGAGCUGUGCCGGCUGACCGGCAUCACGGACGACAUGCGGCGGGACUUCAAUCUGAUGCGCAGCAUCGCGGACCAGACGCGCAUCGGGGCGGACAAGCGCAUCGAGCGGCUGCAGCGGUUCAACGAGCGGCUGCAGGAAACGCCGGCCAGCCGGGAGGUGUUCACGUUCUGGAAGACGGAGCUCGACCGGCGCCUGGUGGAGGUGCCGGCCCGCCUGCUGGCGCAGGAGACGAUCAUGUUCCGGGCGGACGGGGGCGGCGUGCCGGCCGGCCCGGAAGCGGACUGGAAUCAGGCGUUCCGCAACAAUCACAUGUUCAAGACGGUGCCGCUGCAGCGCUGGUUCAUCGUUUGUGAGCGCAAGGCCGAGCAGCUGACGCGGGACUUUGUCGGUGCGAUGAUGCAGGUCUCGAACGGCAUGGGCUUCAAGGUGGCACAGCCGCAGAUCCUCUAUCUGCAGAACGAUUCGGGCGCGUCGUACACGAACGCCAUCAACGAGCUGAUGAACAAGGAUCCGCAGCUGGUGAUGUGCAUCGUGCCGAACGAUCGGGCCGACCGGUACAAGGCGAUCAAGAAGAAGUGCUGCGUCGACCGGCCGCUCCCGUGCCAGGUGAUAAAGGCGCGCACGAUCACGCCGAAGAAUCAGAACCUGCGCGCGCUGCUGACGAUCGCGACCAAGGUGAUGAUACAGCUGAACUGCAAGCUCGGCGGCAUACCGUGGAUCGUGAAGAAUCCACUGAGCAGCGUGAUGGUGGUCGGGUUCGACGUGUGUCACGACGCGAGCGACAAGUCGCUCUCGUACGGUGCGCUGGUCGCGACGAUGUACGCCGCCAAGCACAUCGAGCCGAAGUACUUCUCGGUGAUCGAGCGACACCAGCGGGGCGAGGAGCUGUCCAGCUUCCUGUCCAGCAACAUCGUGAAGGCGCUGCGCAAGUACCAGGAGCAGUUCGGCGAGGGCGUGCUGCCCCGCCGCAUCCUCGUGUACCGCGACGGCGUCGGCGACGGUCAGCUCGGCCACGUGGUCGACCACGAGGUGCGCGCGAUCAAGGAGAAGCUGACGCGGGUGUACGAGAACCACGAGUUCAAGUCGCAGCUGACGGUGAUCGUGGUGAACAAGCGCAUCAACACGCGCCUGUUCGACGGGGGUCGCAACCCGCCGCCCGGCACGGUGGUGGACGAUAUCGUCACGCUGCCGGAAAGAACCGACUUCUUCCUUAUCUCGCAAUCGGUGCGCCAGGGUACGGUGUCCCCGACCUCGUACAACGUGAUCUUCGACGAGAGCGGCCUCAAGCCGGAUCAGCUGCAGGUGUACACGGCGAAGCAGACCCAUCUGUACUACAACUGGUGCGGUUCGGUUGCCGUACCGGCUGUCUGCCAGUACGCCCACAAGCUCGCGUUCCUGGUUUCGCAGUUCAUCCAUAACCAGCCCCACAAUAUGCUGGAAGGCCGCCUCUAUUAUCUGUAGAGAGUCAGCGAAAGAGAGAGAGGAAGAGAGAGAGAAAGAAGAGAGAAAGAGAGAAGAGAGAAAGAGAGAGAUGAUUUUUUCCUAAUAUUCAUUUAAUUACUGUUUCACCUUUCUCUAUUAUCGACUCGUCGCUACUAGUUAGUGACGCAAAGAAUUACCAUUUCAACUGCAACCUUGAAAGGUGGAAGCAACAAAAGGAAAGGGGGGUGUCCUCUAUUAAGUGUUAAACACACCCCAACGCCCCCCGUCGUUACCUACUUUUUUGUAUUUUUUUUUGCGCUUUACUUUCAAUCGAUACAGUUCUUCCUGCCACGCGCGCUCCCUCCCUCCCUACACAUUGCUGACAACUAAUUCGAAGCUCUAAGCCAGAAUUAUUAUUGUUCGUAAGUAAGAUACAAAGACGGAGAAUAGCUCUGCAAUUGUGCCAGAAUUUUAUAGAAUGUACUUUACAUCUCCCCCCCCCCCCUCCCGUAAUCGUUUACCAUUCAUCUCAGGGUAAUUCAAAGAACAGGGAACGAGAGGUGUACGUUAGUUGCUAAGCAUUGUUUCUACAUUUUCUUACCGUUAUCUCGAGUUGGAUAGAUUUGUUUUUGAUGCUUACAUUCAUUGUUGCACAUACAUAUACCGCACGCACACACAUGUUCGUAGACUGCGCUUAGAGGUGGCCAUUCCAGAAUUAGGAGACGACAAAAUCCCCCUACACGUAGCCAUUCCAGAAUUAGGAGACGACAAAAUCCCCCUACACGUUAUAUACAUGAGGUUAGCGUAGGUUUUUUUUACAAUAUUUUUACUGCUUUUAUUUUACAUAUUUUUUGGAACAUCUUACAAAUCCAAAGUGGACUUCAAAAGGCGCAUAUUGUGUUGUGACCUUGCAAACGAACUGUGGACACGUUUAUAUAUGAGCGAAAUCGAAUAAAAUGAACUUUUUGCGAUAAUGUAA
This is a messenger RNA of Anopheles arabiensis, 4084 nucleotides long. RefSeq names its product protein aubergine-like. The record is from RefSeq and is a predicted model, not a curated record. Gene Ontology annotation, biological process: regulatory ncRNA-mediated gene silencing. Gene Ontology annotation, molecular function: protein binding; piRNA binding. Lineage: Eukaryota; Metazoa; Arthropoda; Insecta; Diptera; Culicidae. The coding region runs from base 490 to 3144 and encodes 884 amino acids. Gene Ontology annotation, cellular component: P granule. The transcript is spliced from 5 exons.